AUGGCCGACUCAACCCCCAAGUCCUACCAUACCGAUCCGCAGCUCUACGUCUACACUUCCCUCACAUCAGGCUCUUCGCACAUUGUCACAGCUACUUCUCGUCUUCAGACAAUACUCAAAGCUAACAAGAUUGACUACAAGAUGCUCGACGUAGCGACGGACGAGAAAGCAAGAAUGUUAUGGGGAAGAAGAGCAGGAAAGCGAAAAUUUCCAGGCAUGGUCAAGUACGGUCAGAUCCUUGCUGAUCUUGAGCAAGUCGAGGAGUGGAAUGAGUACGGCGAGAUCCAGGAGAAUCUUGGCUCAGGCAAAGCAGCCGCAUCAUCCUACACGCCAGCUAAAUCAACCGCAAAUACCCCUUCCAAGACACCAUCAGCACCACCAGCACCAGAUACACCCUCCAAACCGCCGCCAUCGUCUAAUUCCCAAUCUUCAGACGCCGUAAAAGACACAUCACCCUCAGAACCAUCAAAAACAGAUCAAUCCACUAAUCCCGCGGACGUGAUGCGGCAACUCGGGUUCGAAGCCGCUAAGAAGGCCGGUGACGCGAAGACCAAGGCUCUAGAGGCCCUCAAGGCCAAGAAUGCAGAUCCCCAAAAGCUAGACAAUGCAGGACCAACAGGCUUGCCUCCACCUAGCGGCACUACAGAAGCCAGCGAGGCACAGAAGCCCGAAAGUGGCAGCGCAGACGUAUCAAGUAAAGCUGAUAGCGUCCCAGCAACGAAAGUCGAAGAUACAGAAGAGGGCGAUGUGGCUGAGAGUAUGGAUGACAAGAGGGCGGUAGAAGCAGAGGAGAAAGCUGCCGCCAUGGUAGAGAAGCAGCCCUCAGAGGUUGAGAAGGCAGAGAAGAAUGCCGAAGAAUAUACUGAACCUCAAUCCGGGCAAAUCGAAAAAGCAAAAGAAUUACCCACAGGCGAAGAAGCGGGAAAGGCUGCCAACGUAGCCAUCGCACAGGACGAAGAAGUCCUCGAAGGCACAGGGCAAGCUGAAGAGAUACCCACAGCAGAAGAAGCAGAGGAAAAGGCCAAUGUCGCCAUCGUUGCAGAUGAGAAAGAGCAUGUUCAGGUUAAAACAGGCAAACACGUGCCAACUCCCAAAGUGACUGGUGCAGAGGAGACAGGGCCGGAAGCAGAGGGAGAGAAAGCGGUCGUGAGGGACGAAAAGCCAAAGGCAUUACCGAUCAGACAGAAGGAGAAGCCACUCGAGCUUCAAGCACAGCUGGAAGAGGUGGAAGAGGAGUUAGCAGAGGAAGAAGAGUCUGCUACUGAAUCGACGGCCAAGGACGUACAUGAGACAGCGAACACAGUCUCAGCCACUGAUGAAGCUGAGGCAGCGCCACCGGGCACGAAGACGCAGGAACAGCCAGCUGCUGAUGGGACGAAGGCAGGGGAGAGCGUGGCAGACUAG
Molecule: messenger RNA, 1404 nt
Organism: Bacidia gigantensis
Lineage: Eukaryota; Fungi; Ascomycota; Lecanoromycetes; Lecanorales; Ramalinaceae
Exons: 2
Coding region: 1-1404 (467 amino acids)
Source: RefSeq, a predicted model, not a curated record